AUGGGUGCUAGAGCAGUAGAGAAUCCUAGAGUGGAUAUUGGUGCUGCAGUGGACCCUAGAGUGGAAGAAAGAGCUGCUCUGAUUGCCCAAGUUGCCGAGGCCGCUAUUGUUGCUAAUAAUGAUGAGCAUCAAGGGCAGGGACAAGUGGUUGCUAAUAGACCUAUGCAUCAGUUGGUAGAACAGUUUAUUAAGCUGAAACCACCCAAGUUUUCAGGGAAAGGUGACCCGGAGGCUGCACCUAGAUGGGUAGAGGAACUGGAGAAGGCUUUUGAGGUGAUGGAGUGUAACGAUCACGAAAGGGUGACUUUGGCAGUGUAUCAGCUACAGGAUAAUGCGAAUGAUUGGUGGAAAGCCACCAAGGAUAGGAUUUUUCCUGAAGGUACUGCCAAAACUUGGGCUGUUUUUACUGAAAAAUUUUAUGAGAAAUAUUUUUCAGCUAGUGCUAGAGAAAGAAAACUCGCGGAUUUUAUGAGACUCCACCAGGGCCAGAUGACGGUAGAUCAGUAUGAGGCGGAAUUCGCGAGAUUAUCUAAGUUCGCGCCGAGAAUGGUGGAACAUCCUGAGGAUAAGGCGCGAAGAUUUCUAGAUGGAUUGAGGGCUGAUAUCCGCAGCCAAUUGUUAUUAGUAAACUUGGGAACGUACGAGCAGAUAUUUGAUAGGGCCCAGAUUCUUGAGUGA
This is a messenger RNA of Syzygium oleosum, 678 nucleotides long. RefSeq lists its product as uncharacterized. NCBI's taxonomy places the organism in Eukaryota, Viridiplantae, Streptophyta, Magnoliopsida, Myrtales, Myrtaceae. The record is from RefSeq and is a predicted model, not a curated record. The transcript is spliced from 2 exons. The coding region runs from base 1 to 678 and encodes 225 amino acids.